Molecule: messenger RNA, 1242 nt
Organism: Raphanus sativus (radish)
Lineage: Eukaryota; Viridiplantae; Streptophyta; Magnoliopsida; Brassicales; Brassicaceae
Product: flavonol synthase/flavanone 3-hydroxylase-like
Exons: 4
Coding region: 39-1088 (349 amino acids)
Source: RefSeq, a predicted model, not a curated record
UCAUCAAACCCUUUUUUCUUCUGAAAUCAGUGCAAAUAAUGGAAGAGAAGCCAAAGUUCAAGACUGUCCAAGAGGUGGUUGCAGCCAACGAAGGACUACCAGAAAGAUAUCUCCAACAACUCACCGGAGACCAUGAAGAUCAGCCUCUUAAUGGUCCAGUGCCUGAGAUGGAUAUUCCAUCCAUUGAUCUCAGUCUUCUACUUUCUUUUUCCGAAGAAGGUCAACAAGAGUUGAGUAAACUUCACUCGGCGCUCUCUAAAUGGGGAGUUGUUCAGGUUAUGAAUCAUGGAAUUACAGAAGCGUUUCUCGACAAGAUCUACAAGCUAACGAAGCAGUUCUUUGCGCUUCCGACAGAAGAGAAGCAGAAGUACGCAAGAGAUAUUGGCAAUGUCCAAGGAUAUGGAAGCGACAUGAUUUUUUCAGACGACCAAAUUCUCGAUUGGAUCGACCGUUUGUUUCUCACUACUUACCCUGAAGAUCAGCAACACCUAAAAUUCUGGCCUGAAGUCCCAACCGGAUUCAGGGAAACGUUGCAUGAAUACACAAUGAAGCAACAUGCAGUGAUUGGACAGUUCUUUAAAGGCAUGGCUAGAUCGUUGGACUUGGAAGAUAAUGUCUUUCUAGAGAUGCAUGGAGAAAAUGCUAGGAUGGAUACAAGGUUCAACAUGUAUCCUCCAUGUCCAAGGCCGGACAUGGUUAUUGGGGCGAAACCACAUGGUGAUGGCUCAGCUUUUACUCUUCUCUUACCAGACAAAGAUGUGGAAGGGCUUCAGUUCCUGAAAGAUGGGAAAUGGUAUAAAGCUCCAAUAGUCCCUGACACAAUUCUGAUCAACGUAGGAGAUCUGAUGGAGAUAAUGAGCAAUGGGAUCUACAAGAGCCCAAUUCAUAGAGUGGUGACUAACAGAGAAAAAGAAAGGAUAUCUGUUGCAACAUUUUGCGUACCGAGUCCAGACAAAGAGAUUCAGCCUGUGGAGGGGCUUGUGUCUGAGACAAGGCCAAGAUUGUAUAAAACAGUUAAGAAGUACGUGGAGCUGUACUUCGAUUCUUAUCAACAAGGUCUGAGGCCUAUUGAAGCUGCACUAAUCUGAAAGAAAAUUCAAGUCUCUUCUGUAAUUUCUAUUACUUAAAAAAUAAAAAAUAAAAUAAUACGUUGCUUUAUCUGUUUGACAUGUGAUGCUGGCAUGCUGCAUUGUACUGGAUUGCAUUUCUUUGAGACAAUAAAGAUUUUGGCGCACUAUUUUA